Rotaria sordida is the source of this 216-nucleotide messenger RNA. NCBI's taxonomy places the organism in Eukaryota, Metazoa, Rotifera, Eurotatoria, Philodinida, Philodinidae. The record is from the annotation of a GenBank genome assembly.
AUGCCAGGUGCUGAAACAGGAAACAAAACUGUAAAAUGUUGGUGCUUAUGCGAUAUUUUUGGCCCAUUUCGAGCUUUAAAAUUUUGGGCACUUCGAAUAUCAUCGAAAAACUUAAGUUUUUAUAAAGUGCUCAUUUCUUUAUUAGAUGCUGAAUAUGAUCGAGAAGAACCAAAUGAAAAUCCAAAAUUCGAAUCAUCUCAACAACGUGAAACAUGA